AGUAGUCACGCCCUCGGCACCGCCCACUGCUCCCUCGCUAACAGGCUCGCUCCCCAGACCCAGAGCGCCGCGGCUGUCUGCUGGGCUCCCGGAGACGCGGACCACCUUCGGUGUCCCCGCGCCGUCCUCCCCGCGCCGCUUGGCCCGCCGCCUCGAGCGCCCUCAGCCCCUCAAGCCAGAUGAUGAACUUCCUGAGGCGCCGGCUGUCGGACAGCAGCUUCAUCGCCAACCUGCCCAAUGGCUACAUGACUGACCUUCAGCGCCCGGAGCCGCAGCAGCCCCCUCCUGCCCCUGGCCCCGGUGCCGCUACGGCGUCGGCGGCCACCUCAGCUGCCUCGCCCGGUCCCGAGCGCAGGCCGCCACCCGCCCAGGCACCCGCGCCGCAGCCGGCGCCGCAGCCCGCGCCGACGCCGUCGGUGGGCAGCAGCUUCUUCAGCUCGCUGUCGCAAGCGGUGAAGCAGACGGCCGCCUCCGCCGGCCUGGUGGACGCGCCCGCACCUUCGGCCGCUUCCAGGAAGGCCAAGGUGCUGCUGGUGGUCGACGAGCCGCACACCGACUGGGCCAAAUGCUUUCGGGGCAAAAAAAUCCUUGGAGAUUAUGACAUCAAGGUGGAACAGGCAGAAUUCUCAGAGCUUAACCUGGUGGCCCAUGCAGAUGGAACCUACGCCGUGGACAUGCAGGUACUUCGGAAUGGCACAAAGGUUGUCCGGUCCUUCAGACCAGACUUUGUGCUCAUCCGACAGCAUGCAUUUGGCAUGGCAGAGAAUGAAGACUUCCGCCACCUGGUCAUUGGCAUGCAGUACGCAGGCCUCCCCAGCAUCAACUCUCUGGAGUCUAUUUACAACUUCUGUGACAAGCCGUGGGUGUUUGCUCAGAUGGUGGCCAUCUUCAAGACACUGGGAGGGGAGAAAUUCCCACUCAUUGAGCAGACAUACUACCCCAAUCACCGAGAGAUGCUUACGCUUCCUACGUUCCCUGUGGUGGUGAAGAUUGGCCAUGCUCACUCAGGCAUGGGCAAGGUCAAAGUGGAAAAUCACUACGACUUCCAGGACAUUGCCAGUGUGGUGGCCCUCACCCAAACUUAUGCCACGGCAGAACCCUUCAUCGACGCCAAGUAUGACAUCCGAGUUCAGAAGAUUGGCAACAACUACAAGGCCUACAUGAGGACAUCCAUCUCAGGGAACUGGAAGACAAACACUGGCUCGGCGAUGCUGGAGCAAAUUGCCAUGUCGGACCGGUACAAGCUCUGGGUAGAUGCCUGCUCUGAAAUGUUUGGUGGCCUGGACAUCUGUGCAGUCAAAGCCGUGCAUGGCAAAGAUGGCAAAGACUACAUUUUUGAGGUCAUGGACUGCAGCAUGCCAUUGAUUGGGGAACACCAAGUGGAGGACAGACAACUCAUCACUGAUCUAGUCAUCAGCAAGAUGAACCAGCUAUUGUCCAGGACUCCUGCCCUGUCUCCACAGAGACCUUUAACCACCCAACAGCCACAGAGUGGAACACUUAAGGAACCGGACUCCAGCAAGACCCCUCCUCAGCGGCCACCUCCCCAAGGUUGUUUACAGUAUAUUCUCGACUGUAAUGGCAUUGCAGUAGGUCCAAAACAAGUCCAAGCUUCUUAAAGCGAUCAGUAGUUAAUUUUCAAAACAGAAAACUUAAGCCAAAAAUAAAAAGAAGAGAAAAGAAAGGAAGGCAGGGAGGGGAGCGGCAGAUGCUCCGCAGUACACUGCUGUGUCCUCUCAGUGCUGACUGGACUGUUUCUCCUAUGCAGUGUCAGCCCCCUGUCUGGUUGUUUACCUGUCCCUGUUUGUGCUUGUAAUGCUUCUACGUUCUUCUGUAUAAUGUGUGGUUCCAGGGCUGUUUGUUAACAGUGUACAAAAGAAUCGUGCCUCUCUUAAGUCCAGUGGGACUGUUUUCUGGGUGGUUUGAUCGUGUUUUUAAAGCAUCACAUUAUGAGGGGUGAGGUCCUAGCCCUGGGGUGGUUGGGAGAAACAGCCACUACAAAGAGGCCCAGCUUCUCUCCUCUUCCCUCAGGCUCAGCCUCACCUUCUCGCACUUACCUCCACGAGUGCUUGGGUCUUCAUUGAACUGUGUUUAACUUCCUCCCUGCAUGACUAGGGUAAAUAGAUAGCACUUCUAAGAGAUUUCCAAGGUCUACUUUUCAUAGUUCCACCCAGUGAACUUGAAGGCAUCCAUCUCUUUCUCUAUUCGCUACAGUCUGGUGCAGUUCGAGUGUGUGUGAAUAAGCUGGCUGUGCCUGUAGAGCUCUUGUGUUUUUAGUGACGAAAUACAAAGAACCAGCUGCUUUCAGGAAUGUGUUCCAUAAUUUAUACCCCGUGUACCCUUCGUUUUUACUAUUAAUUAGCUACAAGAUAAAAAAAAAAAAUAAGGGGCCGCCGAUGUGCAAUAUCUAAGUGAUCUCGUGUUUUCCGUAUGUUGAUCUCAGUGCCUGCAGUUGUUUCUUUGUUGCUGUUUCUAAGUUGGCUGUGUGUGCUUCUGUGGAACUAGGCUGCCGUGUAUUCCUCAAAGCUUGACUUAUAGACAGAGCUGAUUCUCCAGCAGUGUUGGACAGAGAACACAGGGAGUGCCCAGUCUCAAUAGUCUCAGAAGGUGACCAUUCCCCAGGCUUCUUAGCAUGAGACCAGAUCAAAUAUAUAUGUCUCCUGCCACCUGAGGGGGUGUUCUGCCUAUAUAGCUCUGGGCCUGACCGCCUUAGUUCUCAGCCUUUGACCUCUUUGGAGACCCCAAACCAGGGAGCUUUCUGGAAAAAACCCUGCUUGAGAUGUAGGUGGCAUGUUGGGCUGAGGCACGAGGCCUUGGAGAACCAUUGCUAGUUUAUUUGUCCUUCCUUGUGACAAGGAGCCCUGGACAGAUGACCUAGUUGUUAAUUAAGCCAGAAUUUGAGAGUCAGUACCUCAUCUUGCCAUCUGUGGGCAAGGCUGGGAAUGGUUCCGAGUCACCUUCUCUAGUCCCCAGCCCGUACGGAAGCUCACGGCAUCAGUCUGCCUUUUAGAAGAAAUGCUUCUGGCUCUACUGUUACAUUCCCCACCUUUGCGGUGACAUGGCUGGGUUCUGGACUACCAGGUCUGAGGAGUGAGCAGGAUUGGUUAGAUGUCAUUGAGUCAAGGGGCACAUGCCCUGGUUUCUCUUUGGUUUCUGGAAAAUUCUGACACUCUCGAGAAAGACAUACAGUCUAAGUGCCGUCAUCUGUGACCCUUCCCUUAGCUGAAGAUGGUAUUCAGUCAGUUGUAAAUAUACACACAUAUGCAUAUGCACUUCCAGGUAGGUUAAGAAUCAGGACCUUAAACACCUCCUGGUCUAAAGAAAUGUUAGAAGAGAAUACAGGAAUUUCCCAGGAUGGAGGAAUACAUUUUUGUUUGUUUGUUUGUUUUUUAAUUUUUUGUUCAAGUGGUGAGCUGAUGGUGGUAUUGCUUCUCUGCAUGUUAUCAGUGUAUUACAUCCAGGUGCUUUUCAUGUGACAUUUGUGAGCCACUAAUAUAAAGUUGCCAUUUGAAUUCAGUCAGGCUACAGGGUGGUAUCAGCCAAGGCCUCUCAGGUGGGGGUUAGAAGCUGAUUACAGCUCCCACUGCCACUCGAAAGCAGAUAGCAGCACCUGACUAUCACGUGCCCUCAGGCAGCAUGCUAAGGGACAACUCUGUGGCCUGGGGGACACUUUUGUCACAGUGUAGGGUUUCUGUUCAGGUGUUUCGUUCCCAUUUCUUUUCCAGUGUUGUCCCCCUCUUUUGUACUGACCCGGCUGGGAGCCCCUCAGCCAUGCUGGAGAUGUGACAAAGCAUCUCCCUUUUGUGAUUCUCUUGUACAGCUCAAUGUGCAAUAAAGGAAAAGUUAUAUCUGUCUUCA
Molecule: messenger RNA, 3858 nt
Organism: Mus musculus (house mouse)
Lineage: Eukaryota; Metazoa; Chordata; Mammalia; Rodentia; Muridae
Gene: Syn2
Product: synapsin II
Exons: 11
Coding region: 180-1619 (479 amino acids)
Biological process (GO): neurotransmitter secretion; synaptic vesicle cycle
Cellular component (GO): synaptic vesicle; synapse; synaptic vesicle membrane
Molecular function (GO): ATP binding
Source: RefSeq, marked validated